AUGACUGCGAACAAGAACAGGAACCUUCUUGCACGAGCGACUUCUCCUAGUAUGACUGGUAGGAUCAUUACCCUCAAGUACGAUAAGGAUAGAUACUCCGACCCCAGACCAGAACUGUCUGCACCGCCAUCCGUCCCCGACUACGACCAUACACCCACCAACCAGCCAGAAGACCCUCCAGACACACUCGAGAUGGAAUUCACACCCACCAAGAUUGUCAAGUUGCAGUACAGGCGAAGCCGUACCAACUCGUCACAGUCUUCGCCCAUAAAAAGCCUGGAAAGAAGAAACAUCAACAGAACUCCCACACCCUCUUUGCCCAUGGCUGCGGGAGACCUUACAACUGUGCCCAACUUGAGCCGAGAAGGCUCAAGAUCAUACUCGGGGUCGGCAACACCCCCAAGAUCCACUUCCCCGGCAGAGAAGCCGGUUGGAGAAGCCACAGCGACGGUCUCGAGUCGGUCCGGCCCGCACAUCACCACGGCCCCAGUAACCUACACAUCAGUUCAGACGGCCAUAAAGUCGAUAGCCUCCGACGAUGACCCUCAGGCGUAUCUCCACAGCAUUCAUAUCAUCACCAGCAGGCUCCACCUCUUGAAGGAGGCCUAUAGGUCGGUGCAAACACUCAAGAGAAGAAAACUACAAGCAGCCGACUCUUCCUCAGUGUUGGCGGACACAACCCUCCACACCUCACAAACGGGGCCCAAUUUCGCCCUGGAACUGUAUCAGUAUCCGCUCUCGUCGCCAUUCCCCAAGCUCGUAUCUUCGCCCACACUGCAAGAGAAUCUUCUGUUGAACAGACACAACUCUGCCGAGGGAGAACUCCUCCAGUCUUCGCAGCUCAACCUGGACGACUCCGCGGCAGAAGACACAGAGCCCACCCAGGAGCCUGCCCCAGUGUCGCUGAUGAAUUGA
Messenger RNA from Suhomyces tanzawaensis NRRL Y-17324, 915 nucleotides. RefSeq lists its product as uncharacterized. NCBI's taxonomy places the organism in Eukaryota, Fungi, Ascomycota, Pichiomycetes, Serinales, Debaryomycetaceae. The transcript has a single exon. The record is from RefSeq and is a predicted model, not a curated record. The coding region runs from base 1 to 915 and encodes 304 amino acids.